Molecule: messenger RNA, 1488 nt
Organism: Nannizzia gypsea CBS 118893
Lineage: Eukaryota; Fungi; Ascomycota; Eurotiomycetes; Onygenales; Arthrodermataceae
Product: DUF647 domain-containing protein
Exons: 6
Coding region: 1-1488 (495 amino acids)
Source: RefSeq, a predicted model, not a curated record
AUGGCUCCAGCCACGAACGCAGAGCUGAUCGUCAAGGAGACGAACGAGGUCGGCACGACGGUCAAGACCUAUGUCUGUCCAAGCAACAAGCUGCGGUCGAAGCGCCGGGCUGACAGUGUGGAAAUCAUUUUGCCGCCACAGAAACCGUCCUCAAGCUCGUAUCUGACGUCCAUCCUGAACGUGUUCCUCCCGGUUGGAUAUCCGCACAGUGUCACGGAUGACUAUAUCGAAAGCAGCUCUCUAUUUAGGGAUUAUGAGAAGAAAGAGCUAACCUCCUUGAUAUCAGGACUCACUUCAAGCAUUCUCAAGCUCAAUUGCUGGUCUCCUGUCAUCCAGAGCAGUGUUGGUGUUGGAGAUGCCACUGCUUCCCCCACUGCAGCACUGCUGCUCAAUGUUCUGCAGGAAAGCAUGGGCAGGAUAGCCACCAUCCUAUUUGCCCAUCGUCUCGGGACAUCUCUCGAGCCAGAGUGUAAGAUGUACAGGCUGGCUGCCGACCUUCUCAAUGAUUCAGCCAUAGUGCUGGAUUGCAUGUCCCCCGCAUUCCCUAAGCCCGUCAGGGUAGGCCUUCUCAGUCUUUCUAGUGUACUGAGGGCGCUGUGUGGUGUCGCAGCAGGUAGCUCCAAGGCCAGCUUGAGUGCUCAUUUUGCACGAUGGGGGAAUCUAGGGGAAUUGAACGCAAAAGAUUCAAGUCAGGAGACUGUGAUAUCCCUCUUUGGAAUGCUGGUUGGCAGUGUAGUAGUUUCCUACAUCUCAUCUCCAUUAGCAACGUGGAUUGCCUUGAUCCUUUUACUCAUCGUACAUCUGGGGACAAACCACGCAGCAGUCAGAGCAGUAAAAAUGACGACUCUAAACCGCCAGCGUGCUAAUAUUGUCUUCUCCUAUCUCUUUGAGGACGAUCGAGUACUCACACCAGCACAAGCUUCAGAGGAAGAACGUAUCUUUGAGACAGAUGGUGUACUUCGAUGGAAAGCUAAAGCUACUGGUACCCUAGGAAUCUGUCAAAUCGGAGUCUCUCUCGAGCAGCUGCUCUUACUCCUUCCCGAGCAGGUUAACACCAACGCCCAAGGUUCCAGCCAAAAGCCUGACACCACCAUGGUCGGCGCCAGUACCGGUCUGUCGGCUCUGCUCGAACUAUUCAAAGAAGAAGAGUACAUCCUUUACUUUAGUCCCGCGGCCCGUAGAGGGGCCAUUGUACUGAAAGCUGGAGCUACUCCACAAGCACAACUAAAAGCAUGGAGCCAUGCCCUGCUUGUCUCCCGACACCUGGCAAGAGAGGAGCAUGACACAGCUGCUUGCAUAAACGAGAAACAAGGCGGUCAGGGUGAGCUGUCACCACCGGUAUCGAUACUAUCUAUUUUGAGAGACACGCUGCGAGAGCAUACGAGGACGUUUGUCGACAGGGUCAAACGCCUGGAACACGCUGGCUGGCAGACGGACAUCGCCUCCCUGGAAACAAAGCCGGGAAGGAGAGUUCACGUAUCCGUUUGA